GCCCCGCCCCUUCCUCCUCUCCCCCUCCGCCGGGUCCCAGGCUCCAGCUUCACGCAGUCUCGUCUCCUUGGCGACGCGGCGUCCAUGGCUCCUAUGCCCCAAAACCGGGCGGGUAGUGAGCGGAGCUAGCUUUCUCUGUUAGACCUUCCGAGAGCCACAGACGGGUAAGAGACGACGCACUGACCACGGUUGCCCUCUCCCCCGCGAGCAACCUGACCCAGCCCUCACUUUGGAGUCCCCCAGGCCCGGCGCCUGAACCCACAAACUUUUUACCCACACCAGGUUGGGGUUCUGGGGCCCCACCGCAGCGGAGGCGGCGCCCGAGAAGAAAAAGUGAUGAUUGAGCCAAAUGAAGCAAUGUCAGGGAAUAUCAUUUUAAAUGAAUAUUAACCUUAAAAUCAAAAAGAUUCUUUAUUUGCUAUGGAGAAGAAUCAUUCCUACUAAAUGAGGAAAAUAAUCACCCCACCUAGUUAAAGAGAUUGGUAUUAAAAAGAAUCAUAGUCCAGCUUCAGUUCGAGAAGAGUUUGGCUUGGGUUUGAUUGGAUUGUUGUUUGGAGUCGGGGAAAGGAGGCACAGUAAAUGCCUCUUUAGAUGCAGACCAAGAUUGGCAAGCAAACUUUAUAUGUCACCAACACAAGUCUCUUUAAAUGUAUCUAGGACAGUCUCAGAAAAGAAGAAAGUCUCCUCAAAAAAUAUUAAAAAUAAAGUCUCUUUAAAGAAUAGUGAGAAGAGAGUGUCUUCAAAGAAUACUGAAAAUACAGAAACAAAUCUACAGUCUAAGCUACAGUUACCUUCCUUCUUAAAAGAAGACACAGGUGAAAUGAGCAAAAAUGUAGUCAUUGCAGAGCAAGAGAAAAAAAAUGAAUAUUGCCUUGAGGAUACUGAUGACAAGUUGUCUGACUCAACAGACGAUGAUACCAAUGAUGAAGAUAAUGAGGAAGACAGUAACCCUAGUAAGGGCAUUCAUGCCCCGUUAGAGUUAAUGACAGAAUUCCUGAGAGCAGAAAUGGGCCAAGACUAUCAUUUGGCAAAAAAGUUAUGCCAGAUGAUCCUAAUCUAUGAACCAGAAAAUCCUGAGGCCAAGGAGUUUUUGUCACUUAUUGAAGAAAUGUUGCUGAUGGAGAAAGCUCAAAACCUUGAGGAAGAUGAUGAAGAGAGUGAAGAAGACAGCAGCAGUGAGAGUGAAGGGGAAAACAGUGAGGACUCAAGUGGGGAAAGCUCUGAUGACUGUGAAGAUGGGUGAUGACAGUUCUACUAUAGUUUAAUCUCCAUGUAUUUUCAUUGCUGUAUACUAUGGAAAUAUAAAUAAGAGAGCUGCGUUUCA
Molecule: messenger RNA, 1324 nt
Organism: Sus scrofa (pig)
Lineage: Eukaryota; Metazoa; Chordata; Mammalia; Artiodactyla; Suidae
Source: RefSeq, a predicted model, not a curated record